AUGGAUACCAAUAUGCUUGAAUCAGAGUUUCAACAUUUCACGAUGAGUCGGCAAAAUACCCGAUAUCACUGUCCCUGGGAGCAGAUGAUUAUUGUCGGCGUUGCGGGCAGCUCGGGCUCUGGAAAGUCCUCAGUGUCUCACGAGAUUAUCAACUUGCUUGAUCUUCCAGGAGCGUCUAUUUUGGUUAUGGACUCGUUCUAUAAAACGCUUACGCCCGAGCAAAACGCUAUUGCACAUGCAGACGAAUAUGACUUUGAUUCCCCUCUCGCAAUUGACUUUGACGUCCUAGUUGAGCUGCUACGUGAUUUGAAGAAAGGGUACCCAUCUAUCGGUUUGAGCCUCAAAGUCGAAAUACCCAAAUAUUCGUUCAAGAAACAUCAGCGUGAAACCGAAACGACAACAAUGCACCCCCCGCGAGUCUUAAUUUUAGAAGGGAUACUGGCCUUUACCGAUCCACGAAUAUUGGAACUGUUGGACCUAAAGAUUUUCGUCGAAGCUGAUAUGGAUGUCUGCCUGGGGCGGAGAAUCGCGCGAGACGUUCGUGAGAGAGGAAGAACUAUCGACAGUAUAUUAAAACAAUGGUUUAAAUUUGUGAAACCAUCUUACACCAGAUACGUGGAACCUCAACGGAUUAUUUCAGAUAUUAUAAUUCCUCGUGGAAUUGAAAACAAGAUAGCGAUCGACCUUGUCGUGAAGCAUAUCCAGCGAAGCCUUGUGAAGCAGGCUAAUUACUACAAUAUACGUGAUAGGAGACCGUCUAUUAACCGCCGUCUAUCCUUCUAA
Microsporum canis CBS 113480 is the source of this 783-nucleotide messenger RNA. RefSeq names its product uridine kinase. The transcript is spliced from 7 exons. Gene Ontology annotation, cellular component: cytoplasm. Bases 1 to 783 code for a protein of 260 amino acids. The record is from RefSeq and is a predicted model, not a curated record. Lineage: Eukaryota; Fungi; Ascomycota; Eurotiomycetes; Onygenales; Arthrodermataceae. Gene Ontology annotation, molecular function: ATP binding; kinase activity.